AUGUCAUUUCCGUGGGAGAAUAGCCCCCCAUGGCAGUGUCUGGUGGCGAAAACGAGGGACUCCAAACCCUUUUACCCGACCUUCGCUACCGUGUGCGGCGUGGUGUCGGGGGUCAUCGGCUAUUUCGUCUUGCAGCUGCCAAUGGUAGCCCCCAAAUGGGUUGCCUAUCCAUAUGCCAACGAAUUCUCGUGGAUGCUUAUGAUGGCGUCUUUCUACUUAGAAGAACGAAGCAGAAGACUGAUAAUGGUAGCAUUUUGCAACGAUGAGUUGUCGUUUUCAUCAAAUUACUGUUUCACAAGCUCUCAAGAUCUGAGACUCUCCAAGCAUGUAAAUGACGAUGUCUAUAACAGCAUCUAUCACGAUUGGUAACGCUGUCAUUUAUGUCUCUGUGCAUGUGUUUUGCAGCUUUUGCUCUGUGUUAUGUGUUUUAUUUUUCUUAUUCAUGUUAUCUCUCAUUCUCUGUUUGCUAUGGAUUGUUGUUGUUGUCUAUGUUUUGGUGUUUUCAUUGGUUGUUUCGAUUUUGAGUGUAAUAUUUUGUUCAUAUUUUUGUGUUGUUUCUAAUAAUUUAAUUAUCUGUGUUGUUUCAUUUUAUUUCUGUGUUGUUUCUAAUAAUUUUUUCAUUUAAGUAAUUUGGUUCCUAAUUGCUGGAAUUUUGAAUUUUCCUGUAUGUGUAUCUUUGGGAGCUUUGUGUGUUUGGUUUAUCACUGUUGAAGUUAUCUAUAAUGAUUGAUACUUAAAUUUUAUUUUCAUAUGUAGGUCAUUAUCAUCCAUCACUACUUGAAAAAAUGCAUCCAAUGAAAUUCGUUGACACCGAGCAAUUUCAGAGAUAAAUACCAUGUUGCCAUCGGUAUCUUCGAGUACUCCAAUUUUCACUCUUUGGUCUUAGAUUGGUGAUUCGUGCAUCACCUAUCGAUGUUUAUGUGAUGAUUCAAUUUCUAGUAUUGUAUCCAUUAUGAUGACAGGCUGCGUGAUCUUAAGCAACCAGCUUCAGAAUUUCAGUUUGAUUUGAAUUUAUUUUAGCAGAAUGGCAACCUAGUGAUGCAUGUAAUUUGUUUUUCAAGGAUUGCUCACAAGUACUUUCGUUAUUACUAGUGCGUUCAAUUAUCUGAGGUGAAAGUAAAUGAAGUUCGGGAAGAAUGAGCUCAAUAUGUUCUUCAGAGUUGUGUAAGGUAAAAACUCUACUAGUGUCGAUUCGUUUGUUGUUGUUGUUGUGUUAAAUUUCAAAUCUAUUACGAAAUAGAAUUAAUAGAUAAUGAUU
Molecule: messenger RNA, 1258 nt
Organism: Striga asiatica
Lineage: Eukaryota; Viridiplantae; Streptophyta; Magnoliopsida; Lamiales; Orobanchaceae
Source: the annotation of a GenBank genome assembly